GCAACCGUGGUCUGAUAACACAGACUAAAAGACCCCAGCCUUGAAUCAAAACGGGAAAGUUUGUGUUCCUAACAAUGAAUAAAAUUUUCGUAUUAGUUAUCUUGUGCAUUGCUUUGGUCGCCUCCGAAAAGAUCAAAGGAGUGCGGAGAACUAGGCACAUCGUAAAACGACAAACAGGUGGAGGAUGUUUGUACGAAGGAAACGUUUAUCAGCAGGGACAGACGUGGACAGUUCCUUGUAAAUACAACUGUGUUUGCAAAGAUGGCACAGCCGGACGCUACAGCUGUACCGAAGUCUGCCCUCAUUACGACACUCUGCCUGAUGGUUGUUUCAUGCAACAGGAUCCUAACAAUCAGUGUUGCCAAGUCCCUAAAUGCAACUUCCAACCUUCAGGUAGCGGCGGCGGUGGCGUCAUUUCCGGGACAUCAGGGUCAUCUGGCGGUAUGAUCUCAGGAGGCGGAUCUGGUGGUAUGGUGUCAGGGACAGGUACACCUGUUUUGACAAUGGGUAGUGGUUCUGGACACUCGGGGUCUUUUAUGAGCGGAGGAAGUUGCCAUGACACCAUCAAUAACUGCGCAAACUACGGCCAGGCUGUCUGUACCGACCCCCAGUAUACACAGUGGGUCAAACAAAAUUGUGCACAGUACUGUAACCAAUGUGGAGGGUCAUCUGGCGGUAUGAUCUCAGGAGGCGGAUCUGGCGGUGUUGUUUCGGGGGGUGGAUCUGGCGGUGUUGUUUCGGGGGGUGGUUCGACUCAUACUGGAAGCGGUGGAGGCGGUGACGGUGGAUUCUCACUUCACUUUGGUACUGGCGGAAGUGGCGGAACCGGUGGAACCGGACCAAUGGUAACCUGUAGCGAUGCCGUCCAAAACUGCGCAGCCUACGGCAAAACAGUCUGUUCUGAUCCUCAGUAUGACCAAUGGGUCACCAAAAAUUGUGCUAACUAUUGUAACAAAUGUGGAUCCACAGGAACCAUGACUGGAGGAACUGGAACCAUGACUGGAACUGGAACCAUGACUGGUGGAACUGGAACUAUGACUGGUGGAACUGGAACAAUGACCGGUGGAACAGGAAUGGUCCCCGUACUUGGACCAGAUGGAACUUACAUAGGUACGGGAGGAUCGGGAAUUUCAGUCCCCGUACUAGGACCAGGCGGAACUUACAUAGGUACGGGAGGAUCGGGAUAUCCAGGAACAGGAACAGGUACUGGAACUUCAGGAACAGGAACAGGUACUGGAACUUCAGGCGGAACAAUCAUAGGUACGGGAGGAUCGGGAAUUUCAGGAUCAGGAGGUACUGGAGAAACUGUCUAUGUGCCAGGAGGGAGUAUUGGAGGUACAGGAGAGGGUACUGGAGGUACAGGGACUUUCACAGGCACUGGAUCACAAGGGGAAGGGGGUAUUGGAGGUCCAGGGACUUUCACAGGCACUGGAUCACAAGGGGGAACCAUGACUGGAGGAACAGGAACCAUGACCGGUGGAACAGGAACAAUGACAGGUGGAGUGCAAUGUGCGGAUAAAACGAAUUGCGCCCAGUAUGGAACAAGCUUUUGCACAAACCCGGCUUAUACUGCUUUUGCUCACGAGAAUUGUCCCAAACACUGCAAUUUAUGUUCCAGCACUAGUAGUGGACCAUCUGGAAUGUGUGCUGAUGCCAUUAACAACUGUGCAAACUACGGACAAGGUGUCUGCUCCGAUCCAACAUAUACUGACUGGGUCUCAAAGAACUGUCAGGCUUACUGUCAUAAAUGUUCUAGUGGCACUAUGACUGGUGGCACCAUGACCGGAACUGGCACUGGUGGCACCAUGACCGGAACUGGCACUGGAGGAACCAUUUAUUAUCCAAGCGGAUCCGGAACUGGUGGCGGCACAAUGACUGGUGGAACAAUGACCGGAACAGGAACUGGUGGAACUAUGAUUGGAACCGGAACAGGAACUGGUACUGGUACGUCUGGAACAUCUACAGGAUGUGUAUACAAACAAAGUGUUUACCAACAAGGACAAACCUGGAAGGAUGGAUGCACAUAUAGUUGCACAUGUGUAGAUGCAACCACAGGAAAAUACACAUGCACAGGAUUGUGUGUACAAUGGAAUCUCCCAUCCACCUGUAGACUAAACCCCCCAGGCCCAGGAAAAUGUUGUCAGACACCAAACUGUCCAGUUAGCGUCCAGAUCCAAUACCCUCAAGGAUACGUCGAGCAGUAAUCGAAUGCAACUGAGGAACAUUAUUGCAAUAAACCACAAAAACUAUCAAAACAAUCUAUUCAAUGAACGAACUUUUAUCUGAAGAAUAUUCAAACAGGCGUUUGUUAUAGCAUAUUUUUAUAAAUAAACUAUACAAUUUG
Magallana angulata is the source of this 2344-nucleotide messenger RNA. RefSeq names its product putative per-hexamer repeat protein 5. The transcript is spliced from 41 exons. NCBI's taxonomy places the organism in Eukaryota, Metazoa, Mollusca, Bivalvia, Ostreida, Ostreidae. The record is from RefSeq and is a predicted model, not a curated record. Bases 75 to 2204 code for a protein of 709 amino acids. Gene Ontology annotation, molecular function: protein binding.